Morus notabilis is the source of this 2480-nucleotide messenger RNA. RefSeq names its product BRASSINOSTEROID INSENSITIVE 1-associated receptor kinase 1. The transcript has 11 exons. Gene Ontology annotation, molecular function: protein kinase activity; protein binding; ATP binding. Lineage: Eukaryota; Viridiplantae; Streptophyta; Magnoliopsida; Rosales; Moraceae. Gene Ontology annotation, biological process: protein phosphorylation. The coding region runs from base 297 to 2147 and encodes 616 amino acids. The record is from RefSeq and is a predicted model, not a curated record.
AAACUUUGACUAAAAAAUCCCAGACAACUCACAGCAAACAACGACUUCAUUUGCUUCUUUGCAACAAAGGAAUUUCAAAGAAAAGCUCUCCGUUUUCAUUCUCCAAUUUCCGUUUCUGAAACACAACAACAAGCGAAGAAUCGAAAAAACUGAGAGAAGAAAAGUUUGUUUGUUUGUUUGUUCUCGUCUUUUCGGAGCUCGAAUUUCGGUCAACGUAGCCGAGGAUGGUCGGAAUUGAUUGGUCAACGGGAGGGUUUUGUUGUUGAUGAAGAUGCUUUCUGGAAUUCCAGCGAGGAAUGGAAAUGGCGGAGCGGCUGAUCUCGGUGAUCUCGCCUUUUUCCUUUUUGUGCUUGAUUCUCGUAUUUGGCUUCCUACGAAAUGUCUCUGCGAAUUCCGAAGGCGACGCCUUGAAUGCGUUGAAGUCCAACUUAGCUGACCCCAACAAUGUUCUUCAGAGUUGGGAUGCCACGCUUGUCAAUCCCUGCACGUGGUUUCAUGUUUCCUGCAAUAGUGAAAACAGUGUUACUCGAGUUGAUCUUGGCAAUGCAAAUCUAACUGGUACACUGGUUUCCCAACUAGGCCAGCUACCAAAUCUACAGUACUUGGAACUUUAUAGCAAUAACAUAAGUGGAAAAAUCCCGGAAGAGCUUGGGAAUUUGGCAAACUUGGUGAGCUUGGAUCUUUACACGAACAAUUUAAGUGGUCCCAUUCCAACCACAUUGGGCAACCUUGGAAAACUACGUUUCCUGCGUCUCAACAACAACAGUUUGUCAGGGACUAUUCCAAUGACUUUAACUAAUGUUACAUCACUGCAAGUCUUGGAUCUUUCAAACAACGUACUGACAGGAGAUAUUCCAAUCAAUGGUUCUUUUACAAUGUUUACUCCCAUCAGUUUUUCCAAUAAUAAACUGAACAAUCCCCCACCUUCACCGCCUCCUCCUAUUCCUUCAACGCCAUCUCCCUCAGCUGGCACUACCACUGGAGCUAUUGCUGGAGGAGUUGCUGCUGCUGCUGCUCUUUUUUUCGCUAUUCCUGCAAUUGCUCUUGCCAUGUGGCGUCGAAAGAAACCACAGGACCAUUUCUUUGAUGUACCUGCUGAGGAGGAUCCAGAAGUUCAUUUGGGACAGCUCAAACGGUUUUCUCUGCGAGAGCUGCAAGUUGCAACGGAUAAUUUUGCCAAUAAAAAUAUUUUAGGCCGGGGUGGAUUUGGUAAGGUUUAUAGAGGCCGUUUAGCUGAUGGUUCUUUGGUGGCAGUAAAGAGACUUAAAGAGGAGCGUACCCAGGGCGGAGAGCUUCAAUUCCAGACAGAAGUAGAAAUGAUCAGCAUGGCUGUGCACCGUAACCUACUUCGUCUACGUGGUUUUUGCAUGACACCAACUGAACGGGUGCUUGUCUACCCUUAUAUGGCUAAUGGAAGUGUAGCAUCAUGUUUAAGAGAUCGUCCUGAAUCGCGGCCGCCACUUGAUUGGCAAAUCCGAAAGCGCAUCUCACUGGGAUCUGCGAGGGGCCUUGCUUAUUUGCAUGAUCAUUGUGAUCCUAAGAUUAUUCACCGUGAUGUAAAAGCUGCAAACAUAUUGUUAGAUGAGGAAUUUGAGGCAGUUGUUGGAGACUUUGGGUUGGCUAAACUCAUGGACUAUAAAGAUACUCACGUUACCACUGCUGUACGAGGCACGAUUGGGCAUAUUGCACCGGAAUACCUGUCAACUGGAAAGUCUUCGGAGAAAACUGAUGUUUUUGGAUAUGGGGUUAUGCUCCUUGAACUCAUAACUGGACAGAGGGCGUUUGAUCUUGCUCGGCUUGCAAAUGACGACGAUGUCAUGUUACUUGAUUGGGUGAAAGGGCUCUUGAAAGAUCGGAGGUUGGAAACACUAGUUGAUUCUGAUCUACAGGGAAAUUACGUCGAUGAUGAGGUGGAGCAGCUGAUCCAGGUGGCUCUUCUGUGUACACAAAGCACUGCAUCUGAACGACCAAAGAUGUCCGAAGUGGUCAGAAUGCUCGAAGGCGAUGGCUUGGCGGAAAGAUGGGAAGAAUGGCAGAAAGAAGAGAUGUUCCGUCAAGACUUAAACCACACCCGUCAUCCGAAUACUCAUUGGAUUGUUGACUCUACUUCACAUAUCUCUCCAGACGAAUUGUCUGGUCCCAGAUGAUCCCCUUCAUUUGGUAAUUCUGUACCGGUAUACACGUAAGAAAAACCAAGGAGAUCAUUUCAAACUUUUUGUAAUAUGACAUUUUGUGCAUAUGUUUCUCUUUCUUUUUCUCUUUUAGUUUUUAUUUAAUUCUGUUCAGUGUCCAGUUUGUAUCACACAUUGGGGUUGGUGCUGUUGCAAUUCUAUAGGGUUUAGCUGACGUUAAGAAAUCAAUUAAGGGUGCUACCAAACAGGGCAGGAAAGGCCACAGAAAGCACCCAUAAGAUGUCAUUUUUAUGUAUCUCAUGAGAAGACGGUCUAAUAAAUAUAGCAUUUUUCUUGAUCUUAACGCCA